UAUAGGAGCUGUCAAACGUCAAACACGUGCGAGUUGUGUUUACGUUUCCGUGCAGCUCCGAUAGAUUUGGGCCGGACUUCUUGUAAAUAUCCUUUAAUUAUGAACCUUCUUCCGAAAACAAGUCAGGAAUUCGGCCAAACCGAGUAUUGGGAUACUUUUUUCAAAAAGCGGGGGAAAAAAGCAUUUGAAUGGUACGGAGAAUAUCCAGAAUUAUGCGACCAACUGCAUAAAUACAUAAAGGUGAAGGACAGUGUCUUGAUGGUAGGCUGCGGAAACUCCAAACUAAGCAUGGACAUGUACGACAUUGGUUUCAGGGACAUAACAAAUAUCGACAUAUCUCCGGUAGUAAUAAAACAAAUGCUGGAAGUCAAUAGAAAUCAACGUUCCGACAUGAAAUUCCUUCAAAUGGACGCAACAAUGAUGACCUUCCCGGAUGAGAGCUUUUCUGUUGCUUUGGACAAGGGGACAUUGGAUGCUCUCAUGACGGACGAGAGUGAAGGGGUUUUGGAGACCGUUCGAAAGUACUUCUCAGAAGUUUCAAGAGUAUUAAAGAAUGGUGGUCGCUACAUUUGUAUAUCUCUCCUCCAAGAACACAUCCUUAAAUUCGUCCUACAAUACUUUCCCAGCAACAAUUGUAUGCUCCGCAUCGUGCGAUGCUUCGAAGCUGAACAGAAAACGACAGAGACCAGCACUGACGGAAACGUUAUGCCUGUCUUCGUGUUGGUCGCCACAAAAUUCAAGAUGCUCCCGCAAAAGAUUUUGGAAGUAUGCCUGGGGGGCGACAAGAUGCAACGCCUGCAAACCACCGAUGAAUUGUUCGAAGCCAUCACAUCAAUACAAAGAGCUGCGCUCGUUUGCAACGGGCUGAGUAAAAAUAGUAUUUCUGGGCUAGAUGAAGUGCGUAUAGACCUCUUCCAGCCAGGAACGAAGAAUCCUCGCUACACAGUGCAUAUACUAGACCAGCCACCGGCCCGGGGUAACGGGAAAUACGCAGCAUUCAUUGUACCACAAGGCAGGGAAGUGGAAUGGCUUUUCUCCACGCCCCAGGGUCGCAAAAAGCUGUUAGAAACUGCUCGCCACAAUCGGUUGGCGAUCGUAACGAUGCAUCGCGACCAAACAUAUUCAAGUUUGGUUGAAGUCAAAAGCGAAUUAGCUGAGAGUGUCCGUAAUCUGUCGCCGCAUGGAAUAAAAGAACAGAUUCCUUUCCUUUCCCUGGGCCAAGAUGUCGGGACACGAGAAAUAUUACAUCAAGGCACCACCAAGUUCUCCGGAGACUUUAUCGUUGAAGAAAUUGAAGGAGAAAACAAAAAAGUGUAUCGCCGUUUGGUGUUCCUAAGCAAUCAGUCUGUGAUACAAUCUGAAGCGCUCGUUAAAAUAAUCAAACCGAAGAGUAAACCACCAAAGAAAAAAAUCGACUUGGGAUACUUGGCGUGCCAACACCAUCUGUAUAUGACUGUUGGGGCGAAUUAUGCGGUCAAUACUUGUGGCACUGGUGCCGGCGAGAUCCUCGUUAUUGGUUUGGGUGGUGGCGGACUGUGUAUGUUUAUACACGAAGUUAUAAGAAAUUCUAAACUAACUGCCAUUGAUAUUGACCCAGUUAUGUUGGAAAUUUCGGAAAAGUUUUUCGACCUAAAGCAAGAUAAUCGCUUAGAAGUGGUAAUCGAGGAUGGCAUUGCUUACUUGGGAGCGGCUGGAAAGUCGAAUAAACAAUUCAACGCAAUUCUCUUCGAUGUCGACAGCAAAGACCUGUCCUUAGGCAUGAGUUGUCCACCAGCGAGCUUCCUUGAACCGACAGUUCUAAAUGAUGUGAAAAUGUUGAUAGGCAACAAAGGUGUAUUCGUCCUGAAUCUCGUUUGUCGCGAUGAGACGCUACGGGAGAAAGUUUUGAAUGAUUUGCGAAGUUUUUUCAAAUCGAUUUGCAGCUACAAAUUGGACGAGGAUGUUAAUGAAAUUAUUUAUUGUACUAACUAUGACGUCCCAUCAUGGGCAAAAGCUUUAGAAAAUGCUUCAAAGGAUAUUAAUAAUGCAGUGAAACAAUUGAAGUGGUCAAAAGAUGAAAUGAUCGAUUUAUCAAGCUUUAUUGGAGAUUUGAAAAUAUAAAUAGGUAAC
Hermetia illucens (black soldier fly) is the source of this 2109-nucleotide messenger RNA. Its product is annotated as eEF1A lysine and N-terminal methyltransferase homolog. The coding region runs from base 100 to 2100 and encodes 666 amino acids. The transcript is spliced from 10 exons. The record is from RefSeq and is a predicted model, not a curated record. Lineage: Eukaryota; Metazoa; Arthropoda; Insecta; Diptera; Stratiomyidae. Gene Ontology annotation, molecular function: S-adenosylmethionine-dependent methyltransferase activity.